Messenger RNA from Ixodes scapularis (black-legged tick), 537 nucleotides. RefSeq names its product testis-expressed protein 9. NCBI's taxonomy places the organism in Eukaryota, Metazoa, Arthropoda, Arachnida, Ixodida, Ixodidae. The record is from RefSeq and is a predicted model, not a curated record. Bases 124 to 348 code for a protein of 74 amino acids. The transcript has 3 exons.
UUUCACGGCUAACAAAUGCCAGGGGGCGUUUUUGCUAUUCCCAAGAAUUGGCGUUGCGGCGAAGGGAACGAGCAGCAGCUGCAGCAGCUGUGAAGUGUGCAACGCGGACUUUUAAAUUUGACGAUGGACAACAGGCCCCAGGACAAAACCAUGGCAGAACUUGUGGAAAAAAACCAACAGCUUGAAAAGCAGAAAGCUGACCUGCUAGCUCUCAUCAAGAAGCAAAUGAAGUUGAUUGAUGUGCUGAAAAGGCAAAAGAUCCACCUGGAGUCGACAAGAAUAAUCCAGUUCACGGAAGACGAGCUCAUCCACCUCUUUGGCAUGGACAAGAAAGACAUCCCACAGUAGAACAAAUUAAGUCGAAGAUGUAGUUCUAUACUCGUUUUCACCUUAAGAACCCUAGUAAAAAAAAGUCCGGCUCCUCGCAAAGCAUUCAUACUCUUUUCCCCUUUGCGUAAAGAAUUAAGAUAAUGUAUGUGAAUUUGAGAUUAGAUAUAUGUUAUCCUAUCAAGACGUACAUGUUUCAAAUGCCAAAAA